Messenger RNA from Penicillium odoratum, 783 nucleotides. Its product is annotated as TBP family protein. Gene Ontology annotation, biological process: DNA-templated transcription initiation. Gene Ontology annotation, molecular function: DNA binding; RNA polymerase II general transcription initiation factor activity. Lineage: Eukaryota; Fungi; Ascomycota; Eurotiomycetes; Eurotiales; Aspergillaceae. The record is from RefSeq and is a predicted model, not a curated record. The transcript has 4 exons. Bases 1 to 783 code for a protein of 260 amino acids.
AUGGACUCGCUUACGACUCACCCGUCGAACGCGCAACAGGCCCGUGCCUUCACCUCGCCGUCGUCGCUCUCCUUCCCCGGUGGCGCCGCUGACUUGACCCCUCCCUCUUCCGAGAAGGAAAUCCAAGGUGCCAACGGUAUGAUGAACGGCCAAGCUGGCGGAAAUGCCAUGAACGGCAACGGGGUGAUGCCCGCUACCCCGGCUACUCCGGUCGCUACCCCGGGGGCUACUACCGGAAGCAGUGGCAUUGUGCCAACUUUGCAAAACAUCGUUGCUACCGUCAACCUUGACUGUCGCCUGGACCUCAAGACCAUCGCGUUGCACGCUCGCAACGCCGAGUACAAUCCUAAGCGUUUUGCCGCCGUUAUCAUGCGUAUCCGUGAGCCCAAAACCACUGCGCUGAUCUUCGCCUCUGGCAAGAUGGUCGUUACCGGUGCCAAGUCCGAGGAUGACUCCAAGCUGGCCUCGCGCAAGUAUGCGCGUAUCAUCCAGAAGCUCGGUUUCAACGCCAAGUUCACCGACUUCAAGAUCCAGAACAUCGUCGGUUCUUGUGACAUCAAGUUCCCCAUCCGCCUGGAGGGUCUGGCUUCUCGUCACCACAAUUUCUCGUCCUACGAACCUGAACUUUUCCCCGGUCUGAUUUACCGCAUGAUGAAGCCCAAGAUUGUGCUCUUGAUUUUCGUCAGUGGCAAGAUCGUCUUGACUGGUGCCAAAGUGCGCGAGGAGAUUUAUCAGGCUUUCGAGAUGAUCUAUCCUGUGCUUUCUGACUUCCGCAAGGUCUAA